AUGACCCGCGUACAUAUCAAAAACGAUACAGACCAAGCAUUGCACAUCGCCUGGACUUCAGGCAUACCCUGGGCAUUCCAAAACGGCGUCCAACCGGGGGAGACAUUCACCAAACUCGACAUGCCGAGUUGGCUAUUCUCAAUAGAGAUCCGGGCUGCAUACGGGGAGGAGUUCUCGGGAGAUCAGUCUGCGGAGCAGGCAAAGACGAUGGGGAUGGCGUGUGCGGCUGGGACGGGUAGUAUGCUGUUGGGGGCGGUGAGUGCUCUAGGCGCUCUGAGAGGCGCGAUAGCACCAGCUGCAGCGGGAUUGGUUGGAGCACGAGGUUUACUUGAAAUGACCUCUAGAGGAGGGCAGGCGUUCGCGACAGAAAGAGGAGGGUUUCUGUUGCGCCAGGGGAACGUAUUGGUGGGGUUUGGGGAGAAGCACCUGGCGAUUCGGUUCGAGGAAGGCGCAUAUAGAAUAUUUGAUGAGGGCACCCAAGUUUACUUGUAA
Messenger RNA from Stereum hirsutum FP-91666 SS1, 492 nucleotides. RefSeq lists its product as uncharacterized. The record is from RefSeq and is a predicted model, not a curated record. Bases 1 to 492 code for a protein of 163 amino acids. The transcript has 2 exons. NCBI's taxonomy places the organism in Eukaryota, Fungi, Basidiomycota, Agaricomycetes, Russulales, Stereaceae.